CUCAUCUACCUCAGUUUAAAAGUUAUUCUUUAUCAGACCGCACAGUGCGGCUACAGCCCGGGCGGCAUCAUCUGACUUACACACCCCUGCCAUAAGCCGCCACCCUUACAUGUAAAAUUGUACUGUUGUCCUUAUGAAUAUGGGCUAUUAAAUGACGGCGGCCAUGGGCCUUGACAGAUGAAACCUAACAAAGAUGAUGACAUCUUGAGGAAACCUUUCUAUUUUAAUAAUGUCACAAAUGAAAACUCCUGAAAAGAAAAAGUCCCGACUAUCUUUAUCUAAAAAUAAACGCAGCGUGACUCCAAAACUCAGCCCAUCCCCAAAGAAACACUCCUCGUCUCCAUCAAUUCUUGCACUCUUUAAAAAUGCACCCCCUGCAAAACUUUCUUGCCCCCUCUGUGGGGAGAUGGUACCACGGUUUGGCUUGAACAACCACAUUGAUGAGACAUGCCCCAAAGCUAAGCAAGACAAUCAUGAUGUCAUACUGGUGUCUGAACAGAAUUCUGUGCAACCUGCUUCCACGUGUCCAGCCCCUCAACUUCCACAAAACCCCAAGAGCAAAAUCACAAGGGCUGGCAUUAGAACACGUCAGCCUGAUCAGAGUGAAGUGAAUAAAAAACAAGGCAGCCACUAUUUUGAGCAAAAUGCUCCUGCAACAGGGACUCCUAAAGACGUGAGGAUAGUGACCACUGUUCCUCUGGGAAGCCUGUCAUCCAAACUGUCCCGGAGGUAUCGCAGUCGCCAAGCUAAGCAAGAUGCAAACAAAGAUUUUGAAUGUCUUAUGGAUUCAACUGACAUAAAUGUUGUAGCAAAGACUUCACAUGAUGAACCACUUCCUUGUGAUAGUAACUUUCCAUCUAGUGACUUACACAUCAGAGGGUAUGCAGAAUGUAUUGGCAAAGAAACUUUGUCCUCACAAGGUGAUAGUGAAACACCAGAGAUUAAUUAUAAGCAGGAAUGCAGUGAAAGUGUUGAUGACAGAGUUCAAUUGCCACCUUGCAACGCUCAGCUUGUGUGUUCGGAACAACCAGACUGUACAUCAGACAGGCGCAUUGAAACGGCAAAGCGCAAGGUAGACGAAUGCCUUGUAGUGAAGACCAAUUUUUCCAAAAAAGCAAAACACAGAAAUAGUCCUGAUCCUGCAGCUUCCAGUCAGAAGUGUGGUGCCCAAACAGUCAUGUCUUCUAUUGAGGACAGCAGUAACAACAUUCCCAUGGAAGAUAUUAGCGCGCUUGAAGAAUUUCUGAAACCUUUCGAUGAUACAGAUAGACAUGCUGGACCGGAUAAUGGCAGCAUAAAGGAACUUGAGCAUGACCGACAGCCCUACUACUUGCGGAACUUCCUAAUGGUGCUGCAUACUGUGAUGGAGAGUGAGGAAGAUAUGAGUCUAUUUAAUGAAGAAGAUACUAACGCUUUAACAACAUUUUGUGAACUGUCAGCCGGUGGACAAAAGUUGUAUGUCCGGCUAUUCCAACGCAAGAUGAACUGGAUAAAAAUAAACAAAAUAGAAUAUUCUGAAAUUGGUGCAGAUUUAAUGCCCUUUAUUGAGGAACUGAAUCAGAAUGGAUUUCUGCAAACAGACUGUGAGCUGCAGGAGCUUUCUGAAGCCCUAGAUCUCCUGUCUGCACCGGAACUAAAGAACUUGGCGAAGGGAUUUCACUUGACAAACCCCAGUGCUCAAAAGCAACAGCUUCUCGACGAAUUCCUGAAACUUUCCAAGCAACGUUCAAUAUUCAGUAUGGGAAGGAGUCAGUCCAGCGUUGCUGCUGCUAUUCUGAAAAAAGCAAAAGACAUUGCUGGGCGAGCAGUUCGGGUUUGCAAAGCUCCCAGAGCUGUAUUUUCCAGAGCCCUUCUCUUGUUUUCUUUGACGGAGUCCAUGGAGGUAGAGGAAGCUGCUAGUGGAGGACAGACUUUACUCUCCACAGUCCUCAUGGUUAACAUGGGACGAUUAACAUUCCCACCAUACACUGUACAUAGGACAAGCAGAAUAUUCCAGGACAGAGAGGAUCUCAUCAGAUAUGAAUCUGCAAUGCACAAGCUGGUAGACACCGUAGUCACUAUGACUAAUGGAAAAUGGAAUGAAGCACAUUUGAUAUUUCAGAAUGCCAGGAAGGACUGGGAUCAGCUAAAGAAUGAACCUGCUUUAAGGUAUCAUGCAGAGCUGCCAUUAUAUCUGCGUUGCUUUACUGUGGGCUGGGUGUACACUAGGAUCCUAUCACGUGGAGUAGAAAUCCUUCAGAGGCUGCAUUUGUAUGAGGAAGCAGUGGAGUUGCUGCAAACACUUUUGUCCCAGGAUGUUUAUUGUCCAAACAGUAGAGGGCGCUGGUGGGAUCGACUGGUCCUGAACUUGCACCAGCAUUUGAAGCAGACACAAAAGGCAAUUCUCUUUAUUAUGGAUGGUUUGUCAGAUCCUUAUGUACGCACAGGUCAUCAGCUUUCUCUGUACCAACGGGCAGUGAGAAUGAGAGACUCUCCAAGCUGCAAGAAGUUCCACAAAAUGUUCAGCAAACUUCCAGAGAUCACCGUAGAAGAUGUCCCUCAUGUUACUAUCAAAGGCAAGAUGUGCCCUCAGACUGGUAUGGGGAAAUCUGUAUUUCUCAUGGAGAACGUGGCUGAGGAGGUUGGAGACAACAUAACUCUUUCCACUGUUAUGUGUUCAGUUGAGGAGUUGGCAUUGGCUCAUUAUAGGGAUCUCGGCUAUGACCAAGGAAUUCAUGGAGAAGGUUCCACUUUCUGUACUCUCUAUGGCUUGUUCAUGUGGGAUAUAGUCUUUAUGGAGGGCAUCACUGAUGUCUUCAGAAACUCCUAUCAGUCAUUUCCCCUGGAUCUCUACACAGACAGUUUUUAUGAGAACAGAAAGGAGGCCAUUGAAGAUCGUCUCAGGCUUCUCCAGGAAUCGCCCCCUGAGAUCCUGCAUGAGCUGAUGGCUAAUGUCUGGAAUGUGCAUGAAGGUGAAGCGGCUGCGCUUGUAAGCUGGGAACGCUUCUCCUCUCUACAGCAGGCCCAGAGCCUGGUGUCUUGUCUCAGUGGAUCCUUGUUAAGUGGUAUAUGCAGGAAAAUGUCCAAAGGCAUCCGUCAUUGCAAAGGAGGGCUCCCUGAUCUAGUGGUAUGGAAGGCGCAGAAGAAAACAUGUAAGCUGGUGGAAGUAAAGGGUCCCAAUGAUCGCUUGUCACAUAAGCAGAUGGUUUGGUUGCAUGAACUGAAGCAGAUGGGUGCAGAUGCAGAAGUGUGUCAUGUCGUUUCCAUUGGGUCAAAGAGUAACAGACUUACCUGAGAGAGUGUAAACUAGUAGAGUAUCUUGUACUUUUCUUUAUUAAAUAAACUGCAACAAUGGAAA
This is a messenger RNA of Pseudophryne corroboree (corroboree frog), 3337 nucleotides long. RefSeq names its product FANCD2 and FANCI associated nuclease 1 (gene FAN1). Gene Ontology annotation, molecular function: 5'-3' exonuclease activity; flap-structured DNA binding; 5'-flap endonuclease activity. Gene Ontology annotation, cellular component: nucleus. The record is from RefSeq and is a predicted model, not a curated record. Lineage: Eukaryota; Metazoa; Chordata; Amphibia; Anura; Myobatrachidae. The transcript is spliced from 14 exons. Gene Ontology annotation, biological process: interstrand cross-link repair. The coding region runs from base 230 to 3274 and encodes 1014 amino acids.